AUGGAGCAGGCCUCAGAGGAGGAUGCUAAGACCCAUGCUGUGGGUAUUGAUCUUGGCACCACCUACUCCUGUGUGGGAGCUCUCGGGACAGAAAUGUGGAUUUUCUACAUGAGCAUCGGACAAAACCUCUGGAAGAUAAACCAAGCCUUUGAGCAUGUGCCGCCCAACGAGCUGUCUGCAAAGGUCUACAAGGAUGGAGAGGUCCAGAUCAUUGCGAACGACCAGGGGAACCGCACGACGCCAUCGUAUGUGGCAUGGACGGAGCAGGAGCGGCUCCUCGGCGAUGCUGCGAAGAACCAGGUCGCGAGCAACCCGACCAACACUGUCUUCGAUGCCAAGCGAUUAAUCGGGAGACGGUUCGACGACCCAGUGGUGCAGGCCGACCUUAAGCUUUGGCCAUUCAGAGUUGUCUCGGAUGGCACGAAGGAUGACAAGCCUUUGAUUGAAGUGCUUUAUCAGGGCGUCCUCAAGAAGUUCCAUCCUGAAGAGAUUAGCUCCAUGAUCCUGACCAAGAUGAAAACAACGGCAGAGGCAUACCUUGGACAUCGCGUCAAGGAUGCCGUGAUCACUGUUCCGGCAUACUUCAACGACGCCCAGCGCCAGGCAACGAAAGAUGCAGGCGAGAUUGCUGGCCUGCGGGUCUUAAGGAUCGUGAACGAGCCAACAGCUGCGGCCAUCGCGUAUGGCUUGGACAAAGACUCCACCGAAGCGAAGAAGUCAGAGAAGGAGACGAAUAUCCUCGUGUUUGACAUGGGUGGUGGGACCUUUGAUGUCUCAGUCCUGGCCAUUCAGGACUCUGUGUUCGAAGUCAAAGCGACAGCUGGCGACCCCCAUCUUGGCGGCGAGGAUUUUGACAAUCGAAUCCUUAGCCACUGCAUCGCCGACUUCCGAAGGAAGUUUGGGGUGGACCCGACUCGCAACCAGCGCGCGCUGCGCCGCCUGCGCACUCAGUGCGAGAGGGCGAAGAGGCAGCUGUCAACACAAACAUCCGUGACCAUCGAGGUGGAUUCCCUGCACGAUGGCAACGACUUCAGCCUCAGGCUCUCUAGAGCCAAGUUCGAGGAGCUGUGUAUGGACUACUUCAAGAAGGCAAUGGAGCCUGUGGAGCAGUGCUUGAAGGACAGCAACCUACCGCAGAAGGCGAUCUCGGAUAUCGUCAUGGUAGGAGGAUCCACGCGCAUCCCGAAAGUCCAAGAGCUCAUCAAAGGACACUUUGGCGGGAAGGAGCUUUGCAAGAGCAUCAAUCCGGAUGAGGCUGUGGCCUACGGGGCUGCCGUGCAGGCCGCGAUCGUCUCUGGCCAGGGCCAUGAAGACGUGCAAAACAUGCUUUUGCUGGACGUGGCCCCGCUGUCUCUGGGUAUCGAAACAGCCGGAGGCAUGAUGCAGGUCUUGAUCGAGAGGAACAGCACAGUUCCCACGAGCAAGAGCCAAGACUUCACCACUUUUGAGGACUACCAGGAUCACGUGGACAUCUCUGUCUAUGAGGGGGAGAGGGCCAUGGUCAAAGACAACAACUUUCUGGGCAAGUUCACCUUGAAGGACAUCCCGAAGUCUUUGCGGGGCGUUCCAAAGAUCCAGGUGACCUUCACCAUAGACACCAAUGGCAUUCUCCAGGUCAGUGCCGAGGACGCGAAGUCCCAAAAGAAGAGCGAGAUCCAGAUCGCGAACGAGAAGGGGCGCCUCACGCAGAAUGAUAUUCAGAGGAUGCUUCAAGAGGCCGAGCAACACAAGGGCGAGGACGAGAUAUCUCGUGGCGACCUCUUGGCCAAGGAGGAGUUGAAGGUCUACAUGCAGCGCUUCGAGAAGGGCUUUCAGGACCUGGACCAAUCCAAGUUGCAACCAAAGGACCGAGAGCGGCUAGAGGGCAAAUUGAUGGAUGCACAGAAGUGGCUCGAGACGGAGGGUCUCAAGGCUGGCAAACCGGAGUUCGAAGCCAAGCAGAAGGAGCUUCAGGCGGCGAUCAACACCGUCAUGCUGCGAAUCAACCGAGCGCAGGCCGAGUUCUGGGAUCAGCAGGUUGUGCAGCAUGAGGGUGAGAAGAGCAUUGCUGAUGGGGGCUUCAUCCUCCAGUGCGGGGUCGACAUCCGCGAGCUGAUCGAGGAGCCGCAGUGA
Molecule: messenger RNA, 2112 nt
Organism: Symbiodinium natans
Lineage: Eukaryota; Dinophyceae; Suessiales; Symbiodiniaceae
Source: the annotation of a GenBank genome assembly